CGCGCCCGAAUUGCUUAUAGCAUCCAUUGCAAGAACCAGCACGCGACAGGCAGCCACUGUGGAGUCGCGCUGUACUCUACAACGGCGGGCUUAACCCUUGUUUUCACACAUUUUAAAGCGAUUUUAUCUCUUUUAUCUCACACGUUUUAGCUAGCUGUUUACCAUGCCAACCAGGACUUCCCUGUCUCUGCCAGAGGAUGUCAGGAAAAGGCUGCAGGUGCUGGAUGAGGAUGGGUCGUCAGACGAGGAUCAUGUGAAAGAGAAGCUCAAGUUGGUGCAGGACUUCCUGCACGAUGAUGCUCAGGACCAGCUGACCAGCCUGAAGGAAAAGAUGAAAAAUUCAGAGAUCUCAAUGGAGGUUUACAUCUCCAAAGUAAAGGCCUUGCUGGGAAAGGAGCUUCAUCUUGAAAAUGGCUCCCAUGCGGAUGGCGUGGAACAGAAUGGAAAGACAAACGGCUUCACAAACGGUUCCCACAAAGAGGAGAACAGCGAAGAUGCAACCAUGGACGUACAGGAGGAUGAGGAGGCUGUCAAGUCACCAACUGCUUCCAAAGGAAAGGGUGGCCGCAGGAGCAAGGCAAAUUCUGACUCCAAAAAGUCUCCAGCCAGUUCCAGGGUUACAAGAAACACUGGAAAACAGCCAACUAUCAUGUCAAUGUUCUCUAAAGUUCAGAAGCGCAAGUCUGAAGACUUGAAUGGAGAAGCUACGAAUGGACAAAAGGAGGUGAAGGAAGAGGAGGAUGAAGCUGAGGAGUCACGGGAGGAGAAGCGUCUGAAGGUGGACUCAGAGGAAAAUGCUGCUCCAGAAGAAUCGAAGACUGAGAUUAUUAAGCCAGUUUCUGCCCCAAAGACACCACCUCCCAAAUGUGCAGAUUGCAGACAAUACUUGGAUGACACUGAUCUCAAGUUCUUCCAAGGAGAUCCUGAUAAUGCGCUGGAUGAACCAGAAAUGUUAACAGAUGAGCGCCUCUCCCUGUUCGACUCAAAUGAGGAUGGAUUUGAGAGCUAUGAGGAUCUGCCGCAGCACAAGAUUACAAACUUCAGCGUUUAUGACAAGCGCGGCCACCUUUGUCCCUUUGACUCUGGACUGAUUGAGAAGAAUGUGGAGCUCUACUUCAGCUGUGUUGUCAAACCCAUCUAUGAUGACAAUCCAUGCUUGGAUGGUGGUGUUCCUGCCAAGAAGCUCGGACCCAUCAAUGCCUGGUGGAUCACUGGUUUUGAUGGUGGAGAAAAAGCUCUUAUUGGUUUCACUACAGCUUUCGCCGAUUACAUCCUGAUGCAGUCCAGUGAAGAGUACGCACCCAUUUUCGCUCUGAUGCAGGAGAAGAUUUAUAUGAGCAAGAUUGUGGUGGAAUUCCUCCAGAAGAAUCCGGACGCUUCUUAUGAGGACCUUCUCAACAAGAUUGAGACAACCGUUCCUCCUGCAGGGCUUAACUUUAACUGCUUCACUGAGGACACACUUCUGCGCCACGCCCAGUUCGUGGUGGAGCAGGUGGAGAGCUACGAUGAGGCCGGCGACUCCGAUGAGCAGCCAAUAAUUGUUACUCCCUGCAUGAGAGACCUGAUCAAGCUUGCAGGAGUCACUCUCGGGAAGAGGAGAGCUGCCAGAAGACAAGCCAUCCGUCACCCGACAAAGAUUGAGAAGGACAGCAAGGGACCGACUAAAGCCACCACUACAACGCUGGUUUAUCAGAUCUUUGAUACCUUCUUCUCUGAUCAGAUAGAGCAGAAUGAUAAGGAGAGUGGAGGAGUCAAGAGGCAGCGCUGUGGUGUCUGUGAGGUUUGUCAGUCUCCUGACUGUGGAAAGUGUACAGCUUGCAAGGACAUGAUUAAAUUUGGGGGAAGUGGCAAAAGCAAGCAGGCCUGUAAACAGAGAAGAUGCCCAAAUCUGGCAGUGAAGGAGGCUGAAGAUGAUGAGAAUGUUGAAGAGGAAGAUGGUCCAGUGGAGAAAGUCAAAAAGGUUCCUCAUGCUAAGAGGAAGAAGCAGACCCAGAGCAAACUGACGUGGAUCGGAGAGCCUAUUCAGACUGAGGGGAAGAAGCAGUACUACAAGAAGGUGUGUGUGAAUGAUGAAGAGCUGGAGGUGGGCGACUGUGUCUCGGUUUCAUCAGAGGAUCCAACUCAGCCUCUGUAUCUGGCAAGGAUCGCAUCACUGUGGGAGGACAACAAUGGAAAAAUGUUCCACGCCCACUGGUUCCUUCGUGGGACUCACACAGUGCUGGGAGAGUCCUCUGAUCCGCUGGAGCUCGUGAUUGUGGAUGAGUGUGAAGACAUGCUGCUCAAUUAUGUGAAAGGCAAAGUUAACGUCAUGUAUAAGGCCCCAUCUAACAACUGGUUCAUGGAGGGUGGCAUGGAUGUGGAUAUCAAAGUGAUCGAGGACGACGGGAAGAGUUUCUUCUAUCAGUUCUGGUACGACACAGAGUAUGCCCGCUUUGAGACGCCUCCCAAGACGGCUCCACAAGAGGACUGCAAAUUCAAGUUCUGCUCUAGCUGUGUCAGGACUAAAGGGAAAGAAGAACAGGCAAUGCCUCGUCCGUUUGAGCCCCUGGCGGACAAAGACAACGAUUCCAAGGCUCUGUAUGCUCUGGCCUGCUUUCAGGGGGAGCAGUUCAGGGUGGGAGACAGUGUCUACCUGCAUCCUGACACUUUCAGCUUUAGUGUGAAGCCAGCCAGUCCAGUAAAGCGCUCCCACAGGAAAGACGACGUGGAUGAGGACCUGUAUCCAGAAUAUUACAGGAAGUCCUCAGACUACAUCAAGGGGUCAAACCUGGACGCUCCAGAGCCCUUCCGCAUCGGGCGCAUCAAGGAGAUCUUUUGUCACAGGAGGAGCAACGGGAAAGCUGACAUGUCAGAGGUCAAACUACGACUCUACAAGUUGUACAGGCCUGAAAACACUCAUAAAGGUGUCAAAGCGAGUUACCACACAGACAUCAAUCAGCUUUACUGGAGCGAUGAAGAGGUGACCGUCAACAUGAGUGAGGUCCUCGGCCGCUGUCAGGUCGAAUACGCAGAAGAUCUGAAUGAAUCAGUCCAGGAAUAUUCCAGUGGUGGACCUGACCGCUUUUAUUUCCUGGAGGCCUAUAAUGCAAAAUCAAAAAGCUUUGAGGACCCUCCAAAUCAUGCUCGUUCUGCUAACCACAAAGGCAAAGGAAAGGGCAAAGGGAAAGGUAAAGGCAAAGGAAAGGCUUCAGCUGCACAGGAGCUGCAGGACUCCCAGAAUGAACCCCAGACACUAAAAGUGCCCAAAUAUCGCACACUGGAUGUGUUCUCUGGCUGCGGCGGACUUUCCGAAGGCUUCCACCAGGCUGGUAUAAGUGAGACUCUAUGGGCCAUAGAAAUGUGGGAGCCCGCAGCUCAGGCCUUCAGGCUCAACAACCCUGGCACCACAGUGUUCACGGAGGACUGCAACAUCCUGCUGAAGCUGGUCAUGUCUGGGGAGAAGACGAACUCCCUCGGUCAGAAGCUGCCUCAGAAGGGUGACGUGGAGAUGCUGUGUGGAGGACCUCCCUGCCAAGGCUUCAGCGGGAUGAACCGCUUCAACUCUCGCACUUAUUCUAAAUUCAAGAACUCCCUGGUGGUGUCUUAUCUCAGUUACUGUGAUUACUACAGACCCAAGUUCUUCCUGCUGGAAAAUGUGCGGAACUUCGUCUCAUUCAAAAGCUCCAUGGUCUUGAAGCUGACUCUACGCUGUCUUGUGCGCAUGGGCUACCAGUGUACUUUUGGCGUCCUUCAGGCCGGACAAUACGGCGUCGCCCAGACCCGCCGCAGGGCAAUCAUCCUGGCUGCUGCUCCUGGAGAGAAGCUGCCUCGUUAUCCUGAGCCUCUGCACGUGUUUGCUCCCAGAGCUUGCUCUCUGAGCGUGGUGGUGGAUGAGAAGAAAUACGUCAGUAAUGUCACACGAGGGAAUGGAGGAAUCUACAGAACCAUCACUGUCAGAGACACCAUGUCUGACCUGCCAGAGAUUCGCAACGGUGCAGCCGCGUUGGAGAUUUCCUACAACGGAGAGCCUCAGUCUUGGUUCCAGAGGCAGAUCAGAGGCACACAGUAUCAGCCCAUCCUCAGAGAUCACAUCUGCAAGGACAUGAGCGCUCUGGUUGAGGGUCGGAUGCGUCACAUCCCCUUGGCUCCAGGCUCGGACUGGAGAGAUCUGCCCAACAUUGAGGUUCGGCUGAAAGAUGGCACCAUGACCAAGAAGCUGCGUUACACACACUCGGAUAAAAAGAACGGACGCAGCAGCACCGGCGCUCUCAGGGGUGUUUGCACUUGUGCAGGAGGGAAGCCAUGCGACCCGGCCGACAGGCAGUUUAACACCCUGAUCCCCUGGUGUCUGCCCCACACUGGGAACCGCCACAAUCACUGGGCCGGACUCUACGGCAGGCUGGAGUGGGAUGGCUUCUUCAGCACAACUGUCACCAACCCUGAGCCCAUGGGCAAGCAGGGCCGUGUUCUGCAUCCUGAGCAGCACAGAGUGGUCAGUGUCAGAGAGUGUGCGCGUUCUCAGGGAUUCCCCGACACCUACCGCUUCUUUGGAAACAUCCUGGACAAACACAGACAAGUUGGAAAUGCAGUGCCUCCUCCACUCUCCAGGGCCAUCGGCCUCGAGCUUAAGAAGUGCGUCCUGGAGAGAAUGAAGGAAGAACAAGCAUCAGAGCCCAUCAAACAAGAGAAGAUGGAGGUCUCUGAUUAGUUCCCUCGCUCUUUCCCAGCGAGAAUCGGUUCCACAGAUCCUGACGCGACGUGUCAGGCGGUCAUUUCUUUUUAAUCAAGCUGGCUUUCAGCUGUGCGGCCACCAUGGACAUUCUGUGCAGUGCCAUUCCAUGUUUUGUUUUAACUGUGCUUUUUAAUCAUGUUGUUGAGAAAUGUUCACCUCGUGGGAUAAAUUGUAUGUAGUUUUUAUAUGUGUAAUAUUUCAAAUAAAGCUCUUAUGAAAUUGA
Messenger RNA from Plectropomus leopardus (leopard coralgrouper), 4934 nucleotides. RefSeq names its product DNA (cytosine-5-)-methyltransferase 1 (gene dnmt1). Gene Ontology annotation, molecular function: zinc ion binding; DNA binding; chromatin binding. The record is from RefSeq and is a predicted model, not a curated record. Gene Ontology annotation, cellular component: nucleus. Gene Ontology annotation, biological process: negative regulation of gene expression via chromosomal CpG island methylation; DNA methylation-dependent constitutive heterochromatin formation. Lineage: Eukaryota; Metazoa; Chordata; Actinopteri; Perciformes; Serranidae.